AUAGGACUACGCACGGUCCUUUUCACUGCAGACGACGGCUGAGUCCGAUUCACUCGCACCGAGACACACUGUCAUAUAUUAAUAUAUAUAUUAUAGUCAGGUUCACUGGCCCGCGCCGCGAUCGAUCGAUCUUUUCGAACACCGUUUUCUUUGCAUAGAGACGCUUUUCCGACGGAAUCUUGUCGUCCGUCGACCGCUGUGUAAACAGUAUAUAUUUAUUUAAUAUUAUUAUAUUAUCGACAACGACGACGACAACGAUGUGCGGAACGGCAAAUCACAAGUCAGAACACGGACACGGACAUCCACACCACUUGUUCAGAGUGCCGGCGGCCGACGCAGCCGCCUACGAGUAUUUGGCUAAAGAGAAGAAGGCACCGGCGGCGAUGGCGACUAAACGGCCGGCCGACCGGAAGAAAACCGGAGACGCGCUGACCGCCCUCACCAGAAGCACCGUGGACAAGUUCACGUCGUACUUCGGAGAGUUUCAGAAAUCGCCGGCUUACAAGGUAUUGUUCUUCACGCAACCAGCUCACGUGAUAAUGGCGUUAGCUGUCACUCUGGUAGCUGCGUCGAUGUUGCCCGGCGAUAUGAAGAAAACAUCGAACGCCACUGGAGAAAGCGUCAAGCCCAGGACUUUCGUCAACUUUGUUUACCUGGCUGCGUUCUGCACGCACGUGGGCGCCCAGUUCUGGAUGACAUUCAUUUCCGGGUUGAGCUUGUACUUUAACUUGGCCAGACACGCUUUCGGCGACGUUCAAAAGAUCCUGUUUCCCAAAUACUUUUCGCUAAACAGUCUGUUAAGCGCCAUCACGCUCAUCCAAUUCGGCAAGAUGCACGUCGCUGCCAACAUGUGGGAUGUACACACGUAUUUACAGUUGUUCGUGUUGAGCCUGUGCUUCCUGCUGGAACUGAUGAUCCGGCUGUACGUGGUGCCGCCGCUGUUGCGGCUCAUCACCGUCAAGACGGCCAUCGAGAAGUCGGCGGGCGUCGGCAACGAAGUGGGCCGCUACGACCUGGGCCCACUGGUCGACUGCCCUCAUUACAUGGCCAUCCACAGGGCUUUCCGGCAAGUGCACCUGUUCGUGGCCAUCGGAAACGUGGUCACCAUGAUGUGCACUGCCUUCCACUUGGCGUACAUCGCGGCCUAAUGCCACCACAGCCGCCGCCGCCGCCGCCGCAGCAGCAGAACGACCGGAAGUCUUCCCUCCCCCACCACACACACAAAAACCCAUCAUUCGCCGUGCAUUAUUAUUAUUAAUAUUAUUUAUACAUUACCAGUAAAAUAUGUGUUACAGUGACGGCGGCGCCGCGCCAAAUGUCGUUGUCCGUCGUGAGGCUGCAGCAAUAAUCGUCACUGUAACUAUAUUAUCAUUCAUAUAUAUAUAAUAUAUUAUAUUAUUAUAUUUUACACUAUAUAAUACUAUACUAUAUAUUCAAUGCCGGAUUUAAGUCUCUGGGACCCACCGGAGUGCGACUACUAAUGUCGCAAGCCCUUUCAAAAAAAAAAAAAAAUAUAUAUAUAUUAAAAAAUUAAAAAAAAAAGAUAAAAAAAAAUAAAAAAAAAUUUCGACUAACAAAGUACACCCCCCGUUAAAUCCGGCAUUGUCUAUAUAUAAUACUACGCCUACUACCAAUAUUACUACUACCACUACUACUACUAUAUAAUAUAUAUAUAUACAUACAUAUCUGCUGCACGCGCCGCCGUGCGCUCAUAUAACAUACAAUACUAUGUUUUCAAUUGCUAUAUAUAUAUAUACAUAUACCUCUAUACCUAUUCUAUAUACACGGGGUCAUUCGUAUAUUAUAACUUAACUGGCUUUUCGUUUGUUUAUUUUUUUCUUUUCCACCGCCGUUCCGUAUCUCUAGUUCAAUAGAAAAGUGCAUGGUUUAUUUUGCUUUACCGCGCCACUGAAAAUUAAUUUUACAACGAUUAUUGUUUAAUACUUUAAUAUAUAUAUAGUUACACGUUAUAGGCGACGACGAUGAUCGAUUUAAUUAAACGGAGAUGUCGUCGUCCGCUGAUGGCCACCGGCCAAAGUACGUAUAUAUAGUGUAGCGAGCGCCGUUAGGGAAAGUGAACGAAACAUGCCUGUCGCGGGCGACUUGUCAUUUUCACGUUUUCUUCAUUCCGAAGACACUCGACGCAUUUAAUAUAAUAUAAUAUAUAUUCGCACUCGUUGCGAAUACGAAGUCAAGGCACGGUCGGCGGCACACGAUGUGUCAUGUGUGUGUGUGUGUGCGUGUAAUAUCAUGCAAACAUUGCGAAUAAAUUAAUACGAUAAACGUAAAAAAAAUAAUAUUAUAACGAAAUGCACUUUACAGUUCGAUUUUCUCUCCAGACCUUUGAGACGCACUAAUUUUUGUACACGCGAUAUCAUAAUAGUUGUAUUAUAUCGUGCACGCACGCCGCUCCGGACUUCCGCGUCUGUCUCGUAUCUUACAUCCGGGACCGUGUCUAGUAUAUUGUAUUAUUAUUUGCACAAGACUCGACGACGCACGAAUAAUAAUAAUAAUAAUGGUACGCACAGGUUGGAUAUUUUCUGAAGAAAAAUAAAAAACCAUACAAUCGUUCUUAGACCUAUGCUGUAGUGUAGCCCGCGGCGGCCAAAAAGAAUUCAUCAUGUUGUUAUAACAAUAAUGUCAUAAAAAUAUAUUUGAUACGCACGCCGGUACGCACAUAAUCCUAUGUGUGUGGGUACACGGUCGUAUAUAUUGUCGAACGGUUCCUUUUUUUAUUUAUAUACCGCGUUCGUUCGCAUAGGUGUAAUAUUAUGUUUUUAGUGAUAAAUAAUUGGAGUGCGCGAAACUCGUCAAGAAAGACUGCAGUGUAUUUUUUUUUUUUUUUAACGUAAUCUCUAUUUUAUUAUUAUCCAUGCGUCUUCUGAGCAGAUCGAUAUUAACUUUUAUAAGUGAAUUUUUUUUUUUUUUUUAUAACAUUUUAUUUUCUCUUAGUUCCUAUAUUUAUUGUUGCAAACGUCUAUAGUUGUACGUAAUAUAUAAUAUAUAUUGUAACACAAUAAAAUAAAUAUAUUGUUAUUAUAUAAACUA
This is a messenger RNA of Aphis gossypii (cotton aphid), 3048 nucleotides long. Its product is annotated as transmembrane protein 205-like. The record is from RefSeq and is a predicted model, not a curated record. Lineage: Eukaryota; Metazoa; Arthropoda; Insecta; Hemiptera; Aphididae. The transcript is spliced from 4 exons. The coding region runs from base 258 to 1148 and encodes 296 amino acids.